Messenger RNA from Iphiclides podalirius (scarce swallowtail), 1131 nucleotides. The record is from the annotation of a GenBank genome assembly. NCBI's taxonomy places the organism in Eukaryota, Metazoa, Arthropoda, Insecta, Lepidoptera, Papilionidae.
AUGACCGACGUACACUACAACGAACAGUCGCUGCUGGGGCAACUCAUGGUGUGCACGGAAUACGUGGAUAAAGCGGAGCGAUACGAACUCUUGGGGCCGCUGUACCGCCUGAUCAUACCGAUUUACGAGAGGCGAAAGGACUACCAGGCGCUGCUCACCUGCUACCAGCACCUGACGAAGGCCUACGCCAAGGUGAUCGAGGUGACGAACUCGGGCAAGCGGCUGCUCGGCAGGUUCUACCGCGUCGCGUUCUUCGGCAAGGCGCAUUUCGGCGAGGACGAGGAGGGAGUCGAGUUCGUCUACAAGGAGCCGAAGCUGACGUCACUGAGCGAGAUCUCCGAGAAGCUGCACGCGUACUACGAGCAGAAGUUCGGCGCUGGCUCGGUGAAGAUGAUCAUGGACUCGGCGCCGGUGAACCGGGACGAGCUCGACGGCAAGUUGGCGCACGUGCAGGUGACGUGGGUGCGCGCCGCCCCCGAGGGCAUGGCGAACGCAAGCUCCAGCGGCGAGGGCUCCUUCGAGCGCGCGCACAACGUGCGCCGCUUCGUGUUCGAGACGCCGUUCACGCGGGACGGGGCGCCGCGCGGGCCCGUGCAUCACCAGCGGCUGCGGCUCACCCACCUCACCGCCGAAAACUGGUUCCCGUACGUGAAGCGUCGCAUCCGCGUCAUCGACACCCAAGUUGAGGAGAAGAGCCCGAUAGAGGUCGCUGUCGCCGAAAUGGAGUCCCAGGUCACCGAGCUGACGGAGAUCGUAAACGCGAAGUCGCCCGAUUUGAAAAAGCUGCAGCUGAGACUGCAAGGCAGCGUAUGCGUACAAGUGAACGCCGGUCCAUUGGCUUACGCGAACGCCUUUUUGGAUCCAACAUUGGCGCCAAUGUAUCCGGACGAAUUGGUCGAUAAGCUCAAAACCACUUUCAAGGAGUUUCUGACCGUGUGCCACUCGGCCCUUCAACUGAACGCAAAACUCAUCAGCUCCGAUCAAGUCUCCUACCAUGAAGCUUUGGAGACAAACUACUACAAGCUCAGCGACUCACUUUCCGGAAUAUUGGGACAACCAUUACAAGACAUACUUGUCAAUGGUAACCUUAGUACCACUGUGACUGGUGUUGAACUUGAAUCCAGUAAUGCC